Messenger RNA from Symbiodinium sp. CCMP2456, 491 nucleotides. The record is from the annotation of a GenBank genome assembly. NCBI's taxonomy places the organism in Eukaryota, Dinophyceae, Suessiales, Symbiodiniaceae.
AUGGCCCUGGCUUCACGUCAAGGCUCUGGUCGCAUGGCCCAGGUCUUGUCUGCCGCUGGCUUGCAGGUUGCCGUGUCUUCGCCGAAGCUGGCAGCACCCACCACGGCGAUGCCGGACGUCGAUGCGGACGCCAGGAGGGAAUUGGAGAAGGUGGAGGCCAACGCGAAGCCAACUCCCAUCCCAGUCCACAAAGCCUAUUCCAUGAGUGGCGAGAACAAGGUCUUUGCAGAGAAGCAGGGGCUGGAGUGCGACGCACUGCUUUUCAAGGUGGACUUGAAGCGAGAUGAGAUGCGCUUCUACCACCUGCAGUUGAUCCACGAGACGAACAAAGACCUCUUCGUCCUCUUUACGCGCUGGGGUGAGAUUGGAGAGACAGGCGCGUUCCAGCGAACACCGGCCGCCAACAAGGAGGAGGGGCUCAAGGACUUUGGCAAGGUCUUCAAAGAGAAGACUGGCAACGUUUGGGACCCCACGGGCGAGACAUUCGAGAG